UGCCAUGAAGUUUGAGGCCAUUACAAUUCCGAAAGGUUUGUUCCUAUUUCCAUGCACACUCGUUGUAGUUGUUGUGCUCAUUCCUCUGAUGAGAAGCUUGAACGAAUCAGCUUCUAAUAUAUACGGCACCAAUUUUGAAGCCGUAGAAACAAGGAGUUCAUGUAACAUCUUCUCUGGGAAUUGGAGUCGUUAUGAGAAGGGACCUUACUACAAUAACGACACGUGUCCUUACAUAGCGGAGAAGCAGAAUUGCUUCACGAAUCGGAGACCUGAUAGAGAGUUUCUCCAAUGGAGAUGGAAACCUCAUCAGUGUGAGCUUCCUCUGUUCGAUGCUCUUCAAUUCUUCAAUCUGGUCAACGGAAAGUCAAUGGCCUUUGUUGGAGACUCAAUUGGAAGGAAUCAAAUGGAAUCUUUGUUGUGCCUCCUCAGUAGUGUUUCUCAUCCGGAAGAUAUUACAACCAAACAUAUAUCAAAUUAUAAAGACGACAUGUAUUUCAAAUGGUGGUUCUAUGCUGAUUACAAUUUUACCCUUACAACAUUGUGGUCUCCUUUUCUAGUGAAAUCCACUAGAGAUUACCUUAAUGAUACUUCUUCGGACAAUGCGGAAAAACUCUAUCUAGAUGAAGCAGAUCAAGCUUGGACUAGUCAAAUACAGAAUUUUGACUUCAUAAUUUUCUCAGGAGGACAAUGGUUCUUUAGGCCCUUAACAUUCAUCCAGAAUGACCAAGUUAUUGGAUGUCAAUUAUGUCAAAACAACACUCAACAUGACUUCCAUGGAUAUAGAAUUGCAUUUAGAACAGCCUUUAGAGCUAUUGUAAAUCUUAAAGGGUUUAAGGGGUUAACAUUUUUGGUGACACACUCUCCGAAUCACUUUGAGAAUGGAGAGUGGAACAAAGGUGGGGCUUGUAAUAGAACAAUGCCAUAUGCUAGCAUGGAAGAUGAGGUGGCAAUGCAUAUUCCAUAUGCACUAGAGGAGUUACAUCAAAUGCAGGUGGAGGAGUUUUUAGAAGCAGAAAAGGAAGCAAAGAAAAAGGGUUUGAAAUUUGUUCUGAUGGAUAUAACUGAUGCAAUGUUAAUGAGACCAGAUGGGCAUCCCAAUAAAUAUGGACAUGCGAUUCAUAAAAAUGUUACCAUCAAUGACUGUGUCCAUUGGUGUAUGCCAGGACCUGUUGAUACGUGGAAUGAGUUUUUGUUAUAUUUGUUGAAAAUGCAGAUGUGA
Molecule: messenger RNA, 1219 nt
Organism: Arachis stenosperma
Lineage: Eukaryota; Viridiplantae; Streptophyta; Magnoliopsida; Fabales; Fabaceae
Product: protein trichome birefringence-like 19
Exons: 2
Coding region: 5-1219 (404 amino acids)
Cellular component (GO): Golgi apparatus
Molecular function (GO): O-acetyltransferase activity
Source: RefSeq, a predicted model, not a curated record